Molecule: messenger RNA, 579 nt
Organism: Acanthoscelides obtectus
Lineage: Eukaryota; Metazoa; Arthropoda; Insecta; Coleoptera; Chrysomelidae
Source: the annotation of a GenBank genome assembly
AUGGAGGUGGUAGAUAUAGAUGAAUUUAUGAUAAGUAUGUUAAGUUUUAUGCACGAAGAUGAAAAUGUGAGCGAUUUUGAAGCGGAGACGAGUUUCGUGCAGUCUAUGUGUAGUGAUCCAGAAAUGGAGGUAACCUGGUGUUCCUCUUCUGGCUCAAUCUGCUCCACGAAGGAAUACUCCAGCAGUAUCAACCCGAGUCCACCUCAAGAAAUCACAUCGUAUGAAGUAAACUCCAGCAGUAUUUCGGAAUGCUCUUUCUUGACGGAAACCGAACCUGCUCCCAGGGCCGCUUCUACACCUACUAUGCCAAGGAAAGUACCUCUGAGCUUAAACAAACUCUGGAGAAUUUUAGAGGGAUUGGAGAGGAGUCAGGCGACACAGGAGGAAAGCGUACAACAACAAGAGCACCCAGUUUCACGCAGUUACGAUUUAGAAGUAUGUAUGGGAAUGUACAGUAUGUUUUCUAAGCAUGAAACUGCCUUUGGCUCUAGCAUUCGAGUUAUCUUUAAAAACGAAACAUACGCAGGACCGAAUUUUAAGGGGGGUCUUCUAUUUAACUAUGUAACAUUUUUCCCUUGA